ACUACAAUUUAGGGGAAUGAAACCGACUAUAAAAUGGGAUUGAAGAGCCAAAGAAAGGCAUCAGUCAGCGGCUCAGCAUUCUCAAGUAAAGAUUACAUUACCAACGGAAAAAAGGAAUCAUCAUGAAGCUAACUCUUUGCAUUUUGAUUGCGAGCGCUCUACUGAUCGGCUGUUCGGGCUCGGCAGUUCCAACUUGUGAAUGCACGGAGACCACAACACCCCCUUGUACAACCCCGCCAACAACCAGGACAACAACCAAGAAGCCAACAACAACCACAACCAAGAAGCCAACAACAACCACGACAACAACAACAACAACUCCUAGACCAACAACAACCACAACAACAACAACCACUUGUAAGCCAACAACAACCACAACAACAACAACCACUUGUAAGCCAACAACAACCACGACAACAACAACUCCUAAGCCAACAACAACCUCAUGCGCCACAACAACAACAACAACAACAACCAAGAAGCCAACAACAACCACAACCAAGAAGCCAACAACAACCACAACCAAGAAGCCAACAACAACCACAACCAAGAAGCCAACAACAACCACAACCAAGAAGCCAACAACAACCACAACCAGGAAGCCAACAACAACCACAACCAAGAAGCCAACAACAACCACAACAAAGAAGCCAACAACAACCACAACCAAGAAGCCAACAACAACCACAACAAAGAAGCCAACAACAACCACAACGAAGAAAGCCACCACCACUAAAAAACCAGCCACAACCACCAAGAAACCGGCAACAACAACCAAGAAACCCAAAACAACCACAAAGAAACCGGCAACAACCACUAAGAAACCUUCGGGUGGAUGCAAGCCAUGUGGUCCCGGUGGUGAAGCCUGCGCAGGAUGCCCGAAUCGGGAGAAUCUGUGCCAGGAAUUGAUUAACCUUCUGAAAAAUCUGGAUCGCAGGGUCAGGCAGUGUGUCUGCGGAGAACCUGCGUUUUUAUUGUAGACAAAUUUAUCACCAAACUGAAGGUAAAAACACCAAAGUUUAAAAGAAAACGACCGAGAUGAAGGUUUAUGAAGGACAAUGAACUGAAAACCUGUGCGCAUUUUUGUUUUGCUUAGUUUUAUUGUUAUCGAUUGAAUAAAUUGUUACAUUUUUUACGUUUUA
Molecule: messenger RNA, 1142 nt
Organism: Drosophila gunungcola (fruit fly)
Lineage: Eukaryota; Metazoa; Arthropoda; Insecta; Diptera; Drosophilidae
Product: salivary glue protein Sgs-3-like
Exons: 2
Coding region: 123-980 (285 amino acids)
Source: RefSeq, a predicted model, not a curated record